This is a messenger RNA of Sipha flava (yellow sugarcane aphid), 1980 nucleotides long. Its product is annotated as endothelial lipase-like. Lineage: Eukaryota; Metazoa; Arthropoda; Insecta; Hemiptera; Aphididae. Gene Ontology annotation, molecular function: lipase activity. The coding region runs from base 917 to 1924 and encodes 335 amino acids. The record is from RefSeq and is a predicted model, not a curated record. The transcript is spliced from 9 exons.
CUUAUCGGUAAUCGGUGUGCAACUGUAUACGCAUAUAUAUAUAUAUAUUCAAAGUGAAAAUACAUGUAUCCUGGAAUUUCAGUAACAAUUUCCAAACAAUAUUCACACGGCAUUGUGUCUCUGCAGUUGUACCGUUCGUCUAAACGUUUCGGCACGAGGGGUUGGGGGUGCGGACGGAGCGGGGGGUAAACGGACGGUACCGAUUGAGACGAAUCGACCGUGAAGUUUACGCGCAGACGAAUUCGCACGACCAGCGGGUCCGUAUCGUACUCAGUGCAAGUGCGAUCUAUCUACGACGUAGCACCACGCGGUCGUAGUGCGCGCAGUCAGGGUUAGUCGGGGUACGAUACAAUGAUGUGCGGUCGUUAGCCGGUCGUGCUCGUACGAUUCAUUUCACGUACCGGACACGUAUACACCAAGCAUUUUACGAGGUGAUCUUUUUUUUUUUUUUUGUUCUUCCCUCGCGGACGAUAUUCGAGUACGCGAGAAGUAAGAGGGUUUGAAUUCCGGCAACAGCACCAACGGGACGACAACGGUUAUCGGGUGACUCGGUCAAGUGUUUGAAGGGCCGAGGACACGUACGGCGUGUAGUGGACGGGACAGGACAACUGGACGUGUAGGAUCGCAAGUACAAAACCAUCGCAACCGUUCACCGACCGGUAAAGGAAAUUUCAGAAUAAUGAUUAUCAAGUAAACUUGGUCUAACUUAUUGAGCGCAUUUCUUUUAAAUAUAGGAAAUAUGAAAAAUUAUUAUGGGAAGCAACAAGAAAAAAGUAGCAUAAAACAAAAAUAUUACUACUAAAGCAUUAAGACAUUAAUUUUUCAUGAUGGUUUUGAAUAAUACUACUAGUGUUGUUACGUAUUAUAUCUUGUAUUAUUCCUUGAAAACUAUAUGCUAAUCGAAAAAAGUUUUUGAAUGAAAAUUAUGAAGAAAAAACUCGUGGUAAUCGAAACCUUGGUUUUGAUAUUGAUAAAUGCAUUCAUUAACAAUGUUUCUGGCGUAUUUUUUGGUUCUAAUGAUAUAUCUUAUUGGAGAUGCAAAAUUAAACAAUCAUUUCACUGUCCUAAUCCUGAUGUGACAUUUUACUUAUACACAAGCGAUUAUAGGAGAAGAAUGAAAAUUGAUAUGAGAAAUAAGAGGUCGUUGUACAAUAGUAGUUGGGACCCAAAUAAAAAAAACGUUAUCAUAAUUCAUGGAUUCAAUGGAGCCGAAAAUAAUAAAGUUAUGGUUCUACUUAGAAACGCCUACUUGGAACGCGGAGACUUUAACGUGUUCAUGGUGGAUUGGAGUCCGUUAACAGUCUACCCUUGUUACUUGUCUUCGUUGAGGAACUCACGAUUAGUGGGCCAGUGUUCCGCUCAACUCUACGCGUAUUUAAUUUAUUCGGGCAUUUCUAAAUUUCAACUUCAUUGUGUUGGGCAUAGCCUGGGCGCUCACAUAUGUGGAAUGAUCAGCAAUCACUUGACGGAGAAACAGCAUAAAAUUAUCGGUUUGGAUCCGGCAAAACCACUAAUAGACUUAUUUUUAAUGGAAGAAUUCCGAUUAACAAAGAAUGAUGCUGAUUUUGUUGAAGUUAUUCACACAAACUCUGGAGCUUAUGGAGAGAACCCUCAAAUAGGACACGUUGACUUUUCUAUUAACGGAGGUCGUAUGCAACCAAGUUGCAUUCACCAACCAAAUAUCAUAAAGCGAUCCCGUUGUAGUCACUUCAAGAGUGUAUGUUAUUUUGCAUCAUCUCUUUCGAAAAGGGGCAACAAAUUUUUGGGUUUGCAAUGCACGGAAACCUGUGACAUGGUGAUUCUUCCGAAGGGGUCAAAUCGAAUCAGUCUUUUACCAAUGGGUAUAGAAACACCAGUGUGGGCGAGAGGUACAUUUUACGUCGCUUAUGAUGAUCCAGAUAAUUUUUGCCGGUAUGAUGAAUAAUAAGUUAAAUUUUAUAUUAAUGUUAAUAAUACAAUUAUUAUGUAUAAUUGUUGGAA